CGCCACUCGUGGUGCCGGCCCGGUGUGUCCCGUCGGUGCGGAUGGCGGCGCGAGGCGCGGGCCCGUGGCUGCUGCUGGCGGCGGCGGCGCUGUGCGCGGCGGCGGAGCCGCGCUGCCCGUCGUGCGCGGCGGGCGCGGAGCGGCGGCUGCUGGAGGAGGCGGCCAAGCGGCAGCUGCUGGAGAAGCUGCGGCUCCGCGAGCGACCGAGGCUCGCCCACGCCGUGCCCCGCGCCGCCGUGGCCCGCGCCCUGCGGCGGCUGCAGGCGGGCGGUGCCCGCCGGGGCCCCGACGACGACGAGCAGGGCUACGAGAUCAUCAGCUUCGCGGAGCCAGAGCCCACGUCUCCCUCUGGCUUGGGGCUGCAGUUCCAGUUCAGCCGUACACAAGACCAGGACAUUCACAUCCUGCAGGCUCAGCUUUGGCUCUACCUUCGAGUUCCCCGAGACCUGGUAGCCAGCCUCACCCUGAGAAUCUUCCUUGCUGGUGGGGAAGGUGAUUUGGUAGGGGGCAAUCGCACGUUGCUGAGCGAGAGGCGACUGAGUGCUACGGGCAGCGGCUGGCGUGCCUUCACCCUCAUGCCUGCCCUGCAGAAUUUCUUUGGGGGAGAGCACAGGACCCUGCGGCUGGAACUGGAAAGCCACGGGGAUGGGGGUGAUAUCAUGGCAAUAGUCAAUGCCAGCUGGUCCCACCAGCCCUUCUUGGUGGCUGAGGCAAAGGUGCGGGAGCCAGGACACCACGUGGCCAAGCGCAGCCUCCGCUGCAGCCAGAACUCCAACCUCUGCUGCCGCAAGGACUACUACGUGGAUUUCCGUGACAUCGGUUGGAACGACUGGAUCAUUAAGCCUGAGGGCUACCAGAUAAACUAUUGCGUGGGCCAGUGCCCUCUACAUGUGGCAGGCAGCCCUGGGAUGGCCUCUUCUUUCCACACAGCUGUCUUCAACCUUGUCAAAGCUAACAACAUCCAGGCAUCAGGGCACUCCUGCUGCGUGCCAACGCGACGCCGGCCACUCUCUGUCCUCUACUUCGAUCGCAAUAGCAACAUUGUCAAGACUGACAUCCCUGACAUGAUUGUUGAUGCCUGUGGCUGUAGCUAGGGUUGGGGGAGCCAUGCUGGGUACCCCCCCCUUCUCCAGGACUGCUCCUCUGGGGGAGGGGAGGGCUGGAGAGCUCCCUUGAGCUGGAGUCAGACUGUGGUGCAAUAGACCCCUUUGGAAAGGUUGGGGGGGGGGGGGGGAAGCGGGAGGGAGUGGGGUGGAGAGAGAGAGAGAGAGUCUCAUCAGAGAGCAGGGAUUGUCUCCAGAGAGCACCUGGGGCAGGGGUCUCUGUGGAAAUGUGGGACAGAGCCAAGGCCACAUCAGACUGCCUGAGUCUGAGCUGUGGGCGGUUGGUGUGACUCUGGGCAUCCCUGCCCUGACUGGCAGCAUCCCUCUGGUCCCAAGCUGAUCCUGCAUUUCUGGUGGUCUUGUUCCCCUCUGUGUGUGGGGUGAGGGGGUCCUGCUUUGUUCACAUUCAGGGUGUCUGGUGACAGUUUGGGGCUCAGUCUCCUUGAGAGCAGGGUGGGAUGCAGGAAUGUGUCUGUUUCCUCCAAGUGGGAAACUGGAGGACAAGAGGCCGUCCUGCUUUUCUCCCCUGCUGCAACAAAUCUUCCUGCAUCAAAUUUGCCUAUCGUUGGGGACAAGUGGAAUAAGGCACAAAUAACAGGCCUGGAAGAUAAGGAUGAGGGGUAUGACUUUGUCAAGAACCCAAAAUUGCAAUGAUGAGACACAGCCCUCUGCUCCCAGGAGGGCAUGGAGCUGUGAAGGAUGGCCUUGCUUGCUGGCCAGGUCCCAUCUAUUUCUCCUUUCAUUUCCCCGGGUUUUGUGCUUUUCUUCCCUGCUUCCCACCCCACCAGUCAGGUCUCUUCCAGCCCUGUGCCUCCUUACAAGGAGGUCUGACUCAGACUUUGCCUUUAAGACCAUACUAAAGGUACAGAUUUUUUUGUACCUCUAGUUUUGCAGCUAUUACUACUUUUACGGUAGAGAUUUCUGCAGCUGUUGGGACUCCCUGGUGCUCCAUCCUGUCUAGUCACCUCUCUGCUGAAGAUCCCACUCUGCCUUUGCCUUCCUGAUAGUCGUGUAUACAAUGCACCCACAUGGCCUGUGCUUUUAAUUUAUUUUAAUACUUCGGUGCGGCUUCCCCAAUAAAUGGGUGGAAAUGCAA
This is a messenger RNA of Aquila chrysaetos chrysaetos, 2199 nucleotides long. RefSeq names its product inhibin beta C chain-like. Gene Ontology annotation, cellular component: extracellular region. NCBI's taxonomy places the organism in Eukaryota, Metazoa, Chordata, Aves, Accipitriformes, Accipitridae. Gene Ontology annotation, molecular function: growth factor activity; hormone activity; cytokine activity. Gene Ontology annotation, biological process: SMAD protein signal transduction; BMP signaling pathway. The coding region runs from base 42 to 1094 and encodes 350 amino acids. The transcript has 2 exons. The record is from RefSeq and is a predicted model, not a curated record.